Cucurbita moschata (crookneck pumpkin) is the source of this 4751-nucleotide messenger RNA. Its product is annotated as ABC transporter G family member 35-like. NCBI's taxonomy places the organism in Eukaryota, Viridiplantae, Streptophyta, Magnoliopsida, Cucurbitales, Cucurbitaceae. The record is from RefSeq and is a predicted model, not a curated record. Gene Ontology annotation, cellular component: membrane. Gene Ontology annotation, molecular function: ATP binding; ATP hydrolysis activity; ABC-type transporter activity. The transcript has 20 exons. The coding region runs from base 133 to 4599 and encodes 1488 amino acids.
CUCCCAAAAUGACACCCUCUCUUCUUCUCUUUCAUUAAACAGUAAGAACCAGAGAGCCGUUUAACAAAAAUUACCUAACCAAACCCAUCUUUCCUUCUUCCUACAAAUUCUUUAUUCUUUUUCCACUAAGAAAUGGAGCGGCGUACUAGCCGGAAUUUCAGUCGGAGUAUAAGCCGGAGUUUCAGCCGGGCCAGUUGGAGCAUGGAAGAUGUCUUCGCCAAUGGGAACCCUUCUCGCAGAAGCACUCGUGUCGAUGAAGACGAAGAGGCUCUCCGCUGGGCCGCCAUUGAAAAACUUCCCACAUACGACCGCCUUCGAACUAGUAUUUUGCAGUCCGUUAAUGAACCCGACCCCACCCUCGCCGGAAACUUGCCGGUUCAUAAGGAAGUCGACGUCCGGAAGCUCGGUGUCAGUGACCGCCAGGAUUUUAUUGAUCGGAUUUUUAAAGUCGCAGAAGAGGAUAACGAGAAGUUCUUGAUUAAACAGAAAAACAGAAUUGACCGGGUUGGAAUCCGACUUCCAACUGUUGAAGUGAGAUUCGAACAUCUAACAAUCGAAGCAGAUUGUCACGUGGGAAACAGAGCUUUACCAACGUUGCCGAACGUAGCAAGAAACAUGGCAGAAUCGGUCAUUGGCUUGUUUGGUAUAAAAUUAGCUAAGCAAACGAAGCUCACCAUUCUUAAAGAUGCGUCGGGUAUCAUCAAACCAUCGAGGAUGACGCUCUUGCUAGGACCCCCAUCCUCGGGAAAAACAACGUUGUUGUUGGCAUUGGCAGGAAAAUUAGACCCAGGUUUAAAGGUGAAGGGAGGAGUGACAUACAAUGGACACAAAUUGACAGAAUUUGUUCCACAAAAAACAUCGGCGUACAUUAGCCAAAACGAUGUUCAUAUUGGAAUUAUGACCGUUAAAGAAACCCUUGAUUUCUCUGCAAGAUGCCAAGGAGUUGGGACUCGUUAUGAACUGUUGAGUGAGCUUGCGAGAAGAGAGAAGGACGCCGGAAUCAAACCCGAGGCGGAAGUGGACCUUUUCAUGAAGGCAACCGCCAUGGAGGGCGUGGAGAGCAGCCUGAUUACCGACUACACUCUCAAAAUACUUGGACUUGAUAUUUGCAAGGACACUAUUGUUGGAGAUGAAAUGAUAAGGGGAAUAUCCGGUGGACAAAAAAAGAGAGUAACUACAGGAGAAAUGAUUGUUGGGCCCACCAAAACAUUGUUUAUGGAUGAAAUAUCAACUGGCCUUGAUAGCUCCACAACUUACCAAAUUGUCAAAUGCCUACAACAAAUUGUGCACUUGACUGAGGGAACAAUCUUGAUGUCCCUACUCCAACCUGCUCCCGAGACGUUCGAUCUUUUCGAUGACAUCAUUCUCGUCUCCGAGGGUCAGAUUGUGUAUCAGGGCCCGCGCGAACACGUCGUUGAAUUUUUUGAAUCUUGUGGAUUCAAAUGUCCAGAGAGAAAGGGAACUGCUGACUUCUUACAAGAGGUUACUUCGAGAAAGGAUCAAGAGCAAUAUUGGGGAGACCGGAGGAAGCCAUACCGGUUUAUUUCGGUGUCGGAAUUUGCCGGUAGAUUCAAGCGCUUCCAUGUCGGGUUGAGAUUGGACAAUGAGCUCUCAAUCCCAUACGACAAGUCUCGUGGUCAUAAAGCGGCUCUGGUUUUCUCCGAGAAUGUUGUCCCCAAAAUGGAGCUUCUCAAAGCUUGUUUUGACAAAGAAUGGCUACUCAUUAAGCGAAACUCGUUCGUUUACGUCUUCAAAACCGUUCAGAUCAUAAUCGUUGCCAUUAUAGCAUCCACAUUGUUUCUAAGGACGAGAAUGCACACCAGAGAUGAAUCGGAUGGGGCGGUCUUUAUUGGGGCUCUUCUGUUUUCCUUGGUUAGCAAUAUGUUUAAUGGCUUCUCUGAGCUUUCUAUGACCAUUGCUAGACUUCCGGUAUUUUACAAACAGAGAGAUCUUAAAUUCCACCCUCCAUGGACUUACACUAUCCCUACUGUCAUUCUUGGAAUCCCCACUUCCAUACUUGAAUCUGUUGUUUGGUUGCUGGUCACUUAUUACACCAUUGGAUUUGCUCCUGAGGCUAGCAGAUUCUUCAAGCAAUUGUUGUUGAUAUUUCUUGUCCAACAAAUGGCUGCUGGAGUGUUUAGGCUCAUAGCUGGUGUCUGUAGAAGCAUGAUCAUUGCCAACACUGGAGGGUCACUGAUUCUUCUCCUUAUAUUUCUACUGGGUGGAUUUAUCAUUCCUCGAAGUGAAAUUCCCAAAUGGUGGAUAUGGGGUUACUGGAUAUCACCUCUAACUUAUGGUUUCAAUGCUAUCACUGUUAAUGAAAUGUUUGCCCCUAGGUGGAUGAACAAGAUGGUUCCAAAUACUACGGUUAGCUUAGGUGUGAAGGUGCUGCAGAAUUUUGAUGUUUUUCCUGAUAGGAAUUGGUAUUGGAUUGGCAUUGCAGCUAUUCUUGGAUUUGCAAUUCUCUUCAAUAUCCUUUUCACAAUUGCACUUACCUAUCUUAAUCCACUCACAAAGCAUCAAGCAAUAAUAUCUGAAGAAACAGCAUCAGAGAUGGAGGCUAACCAAGAGGAUUCGCAAGAACCGAGACUAAGAAGACCGAUGUCGAAAAAAGAUUCGUUCCCUCGAUCUUUAUCAGCUUCGGAUGGGAACAAUACAAGAGAAAUGAAUAUGCAAAGAAUGAGUAGCAAUGGAUUAAGAAGAAACUCAAGUUCCUUGAUCGAGGAGGCCAAUGGUGUUGCUGGCAAGAAGGGAAUGAUCCUUCCUUUCAGUCCUCUUGCAAUGUCCUUUGACACUGUGAAUUACUUCGUGGACAUGCCUCCUGAAAUGAAAGAACAAGGAGUUACAGAGGAUAGGCUCCAACUUCUGCGUGGAGUCACGGGUGCUUUUCGUCCUGGAGUCCUCACUGCACUAAUGGGAGUCAGUGGCGCUGGAAAGACAACUUUGAUGGAUGUCUUAGCAGGAAGAAAAACAGGAGGUUAUAUUGAAGGGGAUAUCAAAAUUUCAGGGUUCCCUAAAAAACAAGAAACAUUUGCAAGAAUAUCUGGAUAUUGUGAGCAAAAUGAUAUCCAUUCUCCUCAAGUCACGAUUCGAGAGUCCUUAAUUUACUCAGCUUUCCUUAGGCUCCCAAAAGAAGUCAGCAAAGAGGAAAAGAUGGUGUUUGUGGAUGAAGUGAUGGACUUGGUGGAGAUAGACAACCUUAAGGAUGCGAUAGUAGGGCUACCUGGAGUUACAGGGUUGUCUACAGAACAGAGAAAAAGAUUGACAAUUGCAGUGGAGCUUGUUGCUAACCCCUCAAUCAUCUUCAUGGAUGAACCAACUUCUGGUCUUGACGCUCGGGCGGCUGCCAUUGUUAUGAGAGCUGUUAGAAACACUGUGGAUACUGGAAGAACAGUGGUUUGCACUAUUCACCAACCUAGCAUUGAUAUAUUUGAAGCCUUUGAUGAGUUGCUAUUAAUGAAAAGAGGAGGCCAAGUGAUCUACUUUGGACCUUUGGGUCGCAAUUCUCACAAAAUCAUCGAGUAUUUUGAGUCAAUUCCUGGAGUGCCCAAAAUCAAAGAGAAGUAUAAUCCAGCUACUUGGAUGUUGGAAGUAAGCUCUGUAGCUGCUGAAGUUCGUCUCGGAAUGGACUUUGCUGAACAUUACAAAUCAUCACCCUUGUAUAAGCGAAACAAGGAGCUGGUUACAGACUUAAGCACACCCCCACCGGGUGCCAAGGACCUGUAUUUUGAGAGUCAAUACUCACAAUCAACAUGGGGGCAGUUGAAAUGCUGCCUUUGGAAACAAUGGUGGACUUACUGGAGAAGCCCUGAUUACAACUUAGUCAGAUACUUUUUCACCUUGGCUGCUGCUCUCAUGAUUGGGACUGUUUUCUGGAAGGUUGGCACCAAAAGGGAAAGUUCGACUGAUCUGACCAUGGUCAUCGGGGCCAUGUAUGCUGCUGUAUUAUUUGUUGGAAUCAAUAAUUGCCAAACUGUACAACCCAUAGUUUCAGUGGAGAGAACUGUGUUCUACAGAGAAAGAGCUGCAGGAAUGUAUUCUGCAUUACCUUAUGCCCUUGCCCAGGUGUUGGUAGAGAUCCCAUUCAUUCUGGUUCAAACAACAUACUAUACUCUCAUCGUGUACUCCAUGGUCAGCUUUCAAUGGACAGCUCCAAAAUUCUUCUGGUUUUACUUCAUCAACUUCUUCUCCUUCCUCUACUUCACAUACUAUGGAAUGAUGACUGUCUCCAUUACACCAAACCAUCAUGUAGCAGCCAUAUUCGCAGCAGCAUUCUAUGCACUCUUCAACCUCUUCUCUGGCUUCUUCGUCCCAAGACCGAGAAUUCCCAAAUGGUGGGUGUGGUAUUAUUGGAUCUGCCCGAUAGCCUGGACCGUGUACGGGAUGAUCAUAUCGCAGUAUGGCGACGACGAGACACCGAUAUUCGUGCCCGGAGCAACUGCAACUGAGAAAGUUGCUAUAAGAUCUUACAUCGAAAGCAACUUCGGUUAUGAUCCUAACUUCAUGGGGCCAGUAGCAGGAGUUUUGGUUGGUUUUGCAGCCUUCUUUGCCUUCAUGUUUGCGUAUUGCAUAAAGACAUUGAACUUCCAGAUGAGGUAGAGAAGAGAUAGUGAUAUAUGUAUUAAAUAUAGCCAAUUCCUGUGAAUAUAUGUAUUAAAAGUAUAAUGACGAUAAUCUUCGAUCAUUUUAAAAGUUUUGAUAUAUUUGUAUGGUUAAAUGUAAAGGGUAUUAUUAGAUUGUCUUAAAUUUAA